Rotaria sordida is the source of this 402-nucleotide messenger RNA. The record is from the annotation of a GenBank genome assembly. NCBI's taxonomy places the organism in Eukaryota, Metazoa, Rotifera, Eurotatoria, Philodinida, Philodinidae.
AUGCAAUCAAAAUCAAAAAGAUUAUCUAUUCAUAAAGAUCGUAUUCGUCGUCAAAAUGAUGAAUCAAUGUCAAAUGUUGAUACAGCUGGAACAGUUCUUUCAAUUCUUCCAUUAGAUCGUAUAGGUACUAUUGUUGGUCAAAUAAUGUCAACUGGUCUUAAAGAAAUGUUUAAUCCAAAUGUUGGAACAAAAAUUGUUAAUGUUUUAGAAAAUCAAGCACCAUUAUUAUUAACAUCACUUUUUACUAAUCUUUAUACUACUCUAAGUAUUCCUGGAAAAGUACCACCAAAAACAAAUUCAUCAAUAUCAUCAAUAUCAAUGAAUAAUAAUACUGUUAAACAAUUAAGUAAUAGUUCAACAUCAGAAAUAAUGAAUGCUAUUCGACGUCCAGCAGCAAAAUAA